UGUUGCGAGCAUGUAAAUCUGUGAUUGGAUAGAGACGUUGAAAUGGUACCUUUUGUCCGAGGAGGUGCUCGAGGCUAGAACUUGGCAGUAGCGUGAUGAUGGGAUGCUUUGACAACACCUCCACAUCAUGCGGAAAGCGCCUCUUUACUGAUGGACUCCUGAUGUCUCAUAUUUCUCCAGCUACAAAAAUUCAACCGCCGUUCAUCUGCACACACACAUACCAACGCGUCACGUCCACAACACCACACUCGCAGUGCACAAUCCGCACCACACACCAAGUACCACGACAACCUGCUGCUCCAGCCCUUUCAUACAAGGACCAGAGCAAGCCCUACACCCCACAACCAAUUCCCUCUGUAAACCCCCCAAAAAAUAGUCUCCCGCCUCGCUCGAUCCGCUGCCUCAAUCAGCAGACCUUGAGCUGGAUGCACACGAAGUCCCUCCCUCCCUCCCCUUUUUCCCUUCCGGGGGUUAGAGUGGAGGGGAGGAGGGGUUUCGGCGCUGUACGCAGACAAGAAGAUAGACCACUUGCGACGAUUUUUGAGUACGGAGCCCCCUUGAUUCCAUGUGGAGGUCUGCGUAAUUUAUCUGUCGGGACAUUAUAUAUUUUUGUUCAUGAACUGGUGUGAUUUGUUGUGUGAUGCUUGAAGGUUAUGUGGAUGUCUUGUCUUGUCAUGUCUUGGUUACGGAAGUGGGUGGGAUAGAUACGGGAGGAUAUGUAAUGUGAUUCAGAA
This is a messenger RNA of Dothidotthia symphoricarpi CBS 119687, 734 nucleotides long. RefSeq lists its product as uncharacterized. Bases 96 to 629 code for a protein of 177 amino acids. The transcript has 2 exons. The record is from RefSeq and is a predicted model, not a curated record. Lineage: Eukaryota; Fungi; Ascomycota; Dothideomycetes; Pleosporales; Dothidotthiaceae.